This is a messenger RNA of Poecile atricapillus (Black-capped chickadee), 5232 nucleotides long. It is a transcript of the gene NWD2, whose product is annotated as NACHT and WD repeat domain containing 2. The record is from RefSeq and is a predicted model, not a curated record. Gene Ontology annotation, molecular function: protein binding. Lineage: Eukaryota; Metazoa; Chordata; Aves; Passeriformes; Paridae. The transcript has 7 exons. Bases 1 to 5232 code for a protein of 1743 amino acids.
AUGUGGCCGGCCGGGGCGGGCGGCAGGCUGCCCUGCCCUCGGGACGCGGCGCUGCGGCGGGCGGCGUUCUCCGGCAACCUCUCUGCGCUGCCGUCCCACCUGGUGCCGAGCGGCAGGAGCGUCCGCGUCUUCAUCAGCGCCAACCCCGAAGAUACAAUAGCAGAAAGGAGGGCCCUAAGAGAACAUGUGUAUCCUAAGCUGAGGGAAUUCUGCAGAGAAAACUAUGGCCUGGAAUUUCAGGUCAUAGACUUGUACUGGGGAGUUGAAGCAGACGAAUGGGACAGUCCUGAGCUGCAAAAGACUCGCAUGAAGCUGCUUGAAGAUUGUUUGAAAAGUUCUGCAGGUCCAUGUUUUGUUGGCCUAUUGGGAGAGAAGUAUGGGAACAUCCGAAUACCGGGGGAAGUUGAGUCAGCAGAAUUUGAAAUGAUCCUGGAUGCUGCUAUAGAGGCCAAGCUAGAGACAAGGAUUUUGGAAGAGUGGUACUGCAGGGAUGAGAACGCAGUGCCACCAGCAUAUUAUCUCAGACCAAAAUCAGAAAUGCUGAAGAACUACCAGAAUACGAUGGAAUCUUCUUCGAAUUCUAUGAAUGAGAACAAAUGGCAAGAUAUAUCAGAAGAGAUUAAGAAGAUUUUUAAGACUGCUGUAAAAUUGCUAUAUGAGAAAGGAAAAAUGAAACACAGCCAAGCGAAGAGAUAUCUUUCCUCUGCUAUUGAAGAUGAACUUGAUUUUGCCUUGGGUAAACAAACACCAGCUUUCCUAAAGAAGUGUGUUUGUUACAUCCGGAAAAUUGCCAACAUUGAGCGUUUUGUUAAAAUUCCAGAGAUGGGAAAAUACAUGGACGUGGUACAUAAAGCUGGAAAGUUUCUACGAGAUCCUGAAGCCCAUGAGAAACUGAUCAAGCUCAGGGAUGAAUUCAUUCCUACCAUUGUCGCAUCAUCCAAUCUGAGAGUGUACACAUCCGUCACCCACUGUGACAUGAAACUGGGUUACUCCCAAGAAGUGGAGAGCCAUUACAUUGAAGGACUUGGUAAACAGUUCUAUGAAGACAUGAUUGAUAUAAUCCAAGCUACAGUGCAGCAGAAUUUUGACACGGAGACAGACAUGCUGUACGAUGAAGUUCUUCAACACUCAUCGCUAUGUAAAACAUACUCCACUUUUUAUGAAUAUAGAUGUGAGGCAUUAAACAUAGUUCACAAAUACAUUUUACCUAGAAAAAUAGGACACAUUAACCCUCUUAUCAUAUAUGGAGGACCAUGCACAGGGAAGACUCUUUUGCUAGCUGAAGCAGCAAAGAAGGCCUAUUCCUGGUUGCAAGAAGAGAUGGGACCAGAUUCAGACCCCGUGGUAGUUAUAAGAUUUUUGGGAUCCACUGAAACAAGUACAGAUCUGAAGAAUAUACUUCAAAGCAUAUGUGAACAACUAGCAGUCAACUAUCGUUGCCUUGUACAAAGUUACCCAAAAAAGAUUCAUGACCUUCGGGACUUGUUCAUAAAUCUCUUGAAUGAGUCUUCAUUUCACAGGCCACUGGUGAUUAUAUUUGAUGCUUUAGAACAGCUAACAGAUAGUGAUGAUGGUAGGAAGCUCUGGUGGCUUCCCAUUCACCUUCCACGUUCAGUACGGAUAAUUUUGUCAACACUGCCAAACAAGCAUGGGAUCCUGCAAAAAUUGAGGUGCCUUAUUCAUGAAGAAAGCAACUAUAUUGAAUUGACUGCAAGGGACAGAAAGAUGUGUAGUCAAGUACUGAAACAUCAGCUGCUGCGAGUUAAAAGGAAAGUAACAUCAGGGCAACAAAUCUAUGUCAAUGAGGCAUUCUCCAAGUGCACACUGCCUAUGUUUGUGAACUUAACCUUCAGAGAGGUCAGGCACUGGAGAUCUCAUAAGGAUGUGGAUGAGUCCUCCCUCUGUGUUACUGUCCAUGAAAGCAUAGAGCAGCUGUUUUGGUCACUGGAAAACAAGUGUGGGUCAAGACUAUUGUCAAGAGCACUUGGCUACAUCACUAUGUCCAAAUCUGGCCUGAGUGAAAUGGAACUGGAGGAUAUUUUAGCCCUUGACAACAGUGUUAUGUAUGAACUGAAUGAGAGAGUCAGAGAGAGUAACCCACUGAGAAUUCCAUAUAUAUACAUUGCAAGACUUAAGGAGGGCUUACAGGGGUAUUUAAUAGAGCGACAGGUGAAAAAUGUAACGCUGCUUCUUUGGGCAAAUAGGCACUUGCAACUAAUUGCCCAGAAAUUGUACCUGCACAAUGAAGAAGACUUGCGUGAAAUGCACACAGUCAUGGCAGAGUAUUUCCUUGGUGUUUGGUCAGGUGGACGAAGAAAACCUUUUUACAGCAAUGACCAAUAUCUGAGUGGUUGUCCUGGCCAUGAGAGUAGAGGCCUGAAUGAGGAUGAAAAGCACUGCAUGGAUCAGGCUGCUUUUGACAGGCAGGCACCAGAUCAGCCAUGGGUCUUCCAGUGUAACCCAUUGGAACCUGAUAUCUUUUUUAUUAAUCACAGAAAAAUGACAGAGCUUAUUCAUCACUUAACAAGAUGUGGAAGAACUGAUGAUCUUCUGUACGGAGUCAUCAUGAACUUCAGCUGGCUGUACACCAUGAUCAGAAUAGGGCAGUUUGAUAAAGCACUUUCUGACAUAGACCUGGCUUACACUUACUCCCAAGAAAAGGAGCUGAAAUUUCUGGCCAGUACCCUCCGCAGUAUAAAGUUCAAAGUAGUAAAAUACCCAGGUUCACUCUCAGCUGAAUUACAGCAGAGACUUCUCCCAGUAGUAAGUUCAUUGCCCAAACUCAGACAUCUCCUUCUAGAAUGUGACAAGGAUGGACCCAAGUACUGCUCUAUCGUCCCUUUGCAUUCCUCCAUGGAUGUGACUUACAGCCCUGAGCGCCUGCCACUGUCAUCCAGCUGCAUGCAUGUCACUGAGAUUUUGCCUACAUUUAAUCCCAGCACAAUUAUUGCUGCUUUAGAAAAUGGCUCCAUUAGCACCUGGGAUGUAGAAACCCGCCAGUUACUAAGGCAAAUUACAACAGCUCCCUCUGUUAUCUUAGGGAUGAAGCUUACAAGUGAUGAAAAGUACCUUGUAGUAGCUACAACAAACAACACUCUUUUGAUAUAUGAUAACAUAAAUUCCUGUCUUCUGUCUGAGGUGGAAAUUAAGGGGUCAAAACACUGUGGAAUUGCAGGGGACUCCAGUUUUAUAAAUGGAUUUACAUUAUCGGUCAACCAUGCGCUUGCUUGGCUGGAGGCCAGUAAAGAUGUUACUGUAAUAGAUCUGCUUUAUGGUUGGCCUCUCUAUCACUUCCACUGCUGGUACGAAGUGACCUGCGUGCAGUGUUCUCCAGAUGGAGUUUAUGCAUUCUGCGGGCAGUACUUGAACACCGCGACCAUUUUCCACUUGGGCAGUGGAGAGAAGCUGACCACUGUGACCUCUGAAUUUUCAAGUGGAUUUGUGAAAUUCCUUCUCAUUUUGGACACAGCCCAAGAAAUGGUGAUGGUGGACAGUGAAGGUAGCCUCUCUGUUUGGAAUACAGAGGAAAUUGCAAAACCCCAGCUUACAGAUGACUUUGACUGCAGAAGAGAAGACAGCGAAGUUGUCAGCAUAGAACUUUCUGAAGACCAAAGUGCAAUUUUAAUUUGUAAGGCUCUCAGCAUUGAGCUUCUUGACACUCGUGUGUGGAAGGUGGCUGAAAAGUUUAGAGCUAAACACAAUGAGCGCUUUAUAUCUGCCGUGUUGUCCAAAAAUGGCAACUGUAUAAUUGCUUCAAUGGAAAAUACCUCAGCCAUUUUUGUUUGGAGAAGAGAUACUGGACAGUGUAUGGCAAGCUUACAGGAAAUCUCAGGAACUAUAGUCAGGCUAAUUAAAUCAAAACAUCAUAACAUGCUGCUAUCCUUAUCCACCAGUGGUGUCCUUUCUAUCUGGGAUAUAGACAUCAUAACUGCUAUGUCCAAUAUUGACAAAUCUGGCAAACCUAUCCAAAGACUGGUGUUGCCAGCCAGAGGUGAAUUAAUAUACACAUUGGAUGGAUCAGAUUCUGUCCAUAAGUGGAACUUCAGCACUGGAUUUAUUGAAGCUGUGUUCAAGCAUGAAGGUAUUGUUGAAAACUGUGUGCUGACCUCUUCUGGAGAGAUAAUGGUAACUUCAGAUGAUAAAUGCAGCCAGUAUGUAUGGCACACGGUUAGUGGUGAAAAUAUCUUUCGCAUUAAUGGACAAAAAAUAUCAGAGCUAAUGAUUACUCAUAAUGAUCAGUUUGUCGUCUCUCUCUGUGAGCAAAAUGCAUCCAGAGUUUGGCGACUGGCUACAGGACAUAGGGUUUGCAAUAUUUUAGUUGCCUUACAGAAUGCAUUUAUAACAACUGCAAAUACAUUUGUAGUUGGAAUGGCAAAAAACAAAGUGUUGGCAGUGAGUCUCUGGACAGGCAGUAUAACAAAGAAAUUUUGCUGUGAUGAUGGUGCAAGCAUUGUGGAUAUUAAGUUGAUACCAGACUGCCCAGACAUUGUAGUAUUUAUAACUUCUACUGAAACUGUGAACAUUUGGAGCCUAACAGAGGAAGUCAUCUGCAGACGUGUACAAUUGCCCACCAACUUCUUAAAAAAAUUGGAAGACUUUGAAAUAUCUCCAAAUGGGAAGCUGGGAAUUAUAACCCGUGGUGAUGAGAACAUCAACGUGCUUGAUUUAUACAGCGGCAAACUUCGUGUGGUUCACGCUCCGGGUGUCAUCUGGCGGCAGAGGCUGUCUCGCGAUGGCCGCUACCUGGUGUACAUUUGUUGUCGCGGGGAAGAAGAUGAUGAUAAUGGUGCAGUCUCUAGUUUAAUUGUAAUGAGGCUAGCAGAUGGCAAAAACAUCGGUGCCUGUUCCCUUUAUAAAACUCCCACUUUUCUUGCACUCUCACAGAGACAUUUAAACAUUAUUAUUGGAUUUGAUGAUGGAAGUAUAGGUACUUACACUGUAGUGGAUCGUGUUGAUGCUGCACUGAAAAUCAAAAUUGCUACUUCAAACAGCCGUCAGAUUUUCAACAACACAACACAAGUGAUUAGGCCAAAGUGUCACAAUUAUAGUUUCAAAGUCACUGCAGACUGCAUUUGGAGGGAAUCAACAGAAGUAUUUGCAAGGGAUAGCCCCAUCACAGUUACAGAGGCUGAGGUGAGUGAAGCAACACCAACCAAAAGACACAGCUACUGCUAUGAGAAAGUGUGCUCAGCCAUAGAUUGCAGAGGACACAGUUUUGCAUCUGACAACUGA